Molecule: messenger RNA, 285 nt
Organism: Trichomonas vaginalis G3
Lineage: Eukaryota; Parabasalia; Trichomonadida; Trichomonadidae
Exons: 1
Coding region: 1-285 (94 amino acids)
Source: RefSeq, a predicted model, not a curated record
AUGUUUUUACUCACACUCGUACUCAACAGGUUUGUGUACAACUAUUUCAACUGUGAACCUUGUAUUGACCGGUAUUCCUGCAAAUGCAAGUUCGGUCAAUACACAAUUUAUGGUGGCAAGAAGGACAGUGGGGAAUGUUAUUCUGACAUCUGUUGUUGCGCUCGAGAGAGAAUUGAAAUUCCAGACCCGACACCAACAAAAACUCUCAAGUUGCCGAAGACUCAUGUGAAGAAGAAGUCAUAUAACAAAGCACUUAUAGCCAUAUACAUGGCACGUUUAGAGUAA